Molecule: messenger RNA, 399 nt
Organism: Amoebophrya sp. A120
Lineage: Eukaryota; Dinophyceae; Syndiniales; Amoebophryaceae
Source: the annotation of a GenBank genome assembly
AGCUGCUAGACACGUCCGGCGUGAUUUCCUCUGAUGGGGAUCAGUACAAGGAGUUGCGAAGCCUCUACAUGAAGGAACUGCACGAAAGCUGGGACCUGGCACAGAAGAAAGUAACGAACUCUGCAUCUUCUUCGUCGGCCAACUAUGAGAACGCGGUGUCUACUUUCCGUGGCCUGUACGAGCCUGGAAGCCGUGGAGCUGUCCUGAACUACCUCAAAGACAAGCUGAGCGAGUGCCAGGACUGCGUGGACAUCUACUGCGCCAAGGUUCAAGUGCUACUGCGUUGUGGACCUCAUCGACACACCAGCCGAACCGAAGUUUUGGCGCGCUUCUUGGGAAAGGCGCAUGCGCUGCUCAGCGCGGGGAAGAUGUCGCAGGUCGACCCACGGAUCCAUCGAC